Molecule: messenger RNA, 5271 nt
Organism: Ixodes scapularis (black-legged tick)
Lineage: Eukaryota; Metazoa; Arthropoda; Arachnida; Ixodida; Ixodidae
Product: zinc finger protein 14-like
Exons: 4
Coding region: 165-1010 (281 amino acids)
Biological process (GO): regulation of transcription by RNA polymerase II
Cellular component (GO): PcG protein complex; nucleus; transcription regulator complex
Molecular function (GO): RNA polymerase II cis-regulatory region sequence-specific DNA binding; DNA-binding transcription factor activity, RNA polymerase II-specific
Source: RefSeq, a predicted model, not a curated record
GUCUGAAAGUUUCCCCGAGUUACCCGAGUGAAGGCGGCGGUCCGCCUGUGAAAGUGAAGUCAGUGAAGUCGAUUUCACGUUCGGAGACUUCGCGACUUAAUCAACAAAACAGUCAUCUCAUGGUCCCGGUGUACUUAGGAACCUGACUGCAGACAGCAAUCCGAAUGGAACCGAUCCAGUCCUCAAGUUGUGGUAAUGGAGUUGCAUCGUUGGGGAAAGCCAGCAGCCCAUUGAAAGUCACCGAGGACAUCUCGUUCAGAUGCUGUUCCUGCUCCUAUGUCACCAGGGAUCAGCGUGAAAUCGUGAUCCACCUGGUUGCCCAUGGUGAUGAACAAUUCAAGAGCCAGCAUCCUCCCGUGUCUUCUGGCUCUUGGUUCAAAGUGCCAAGCAACACUCAAAAUAACAAAAGUGAUAAGUUCCAAUGCAGGCUGUGCCCCCAAGCCUUUGCUCAGAAUUCAAAUCACAGAAGGCAUAACCAAACACACACCAGUGAAAAGCCAUUUAAGUGCAAGCUUUGCCCCCAUGCCUUUGCUCGGAAUUCAGCUCUGAGAAUGCAUAACCGAACACACACUGGUGAGAAGCCAUUUAAGUGUAAGCUUUGCCCAAAAGCCUUUGCUCGGAAUUCGGAUGUGAAAAUCCAUAACCGGACACACACUGGUGAAAAGCCAUUUAAGUGCAAGCUUUGCCCAAAAGCCUUUGCUCUGAAUUCAGAUCUGAGAAGGCAUAACCGAACACACACUGGCGAAAAGCCAUUUAAGUGCAAGCUUUGUCUAAAAGUCUUUGCUCGGAACUUUGGUCUGAGAAUGCAUAACCAAACACACACGGGUGAAAAACCAUUUAAGUGCAAUUUUUGUCCAAAAGCCUUUGGUCGGAAUUCAGAUCUGAGAAAGCAUAACCAAACACACACUGGUGAAAAGCCAUUUAAGUGCAAGCUUUGCCUCCAAGCCUUUGCUCGGAAUUCAGAUCUGAGAAGGCAUAACAAAACACACAUUGGUGAAAAGCCAUUUUAGUGCAAACUUUGCCCAAAGGCCUUUGCUUGGAAUUCAUUUCUGAGAGUGCAUACCCGAACACACAUUAGGGAAACUCCAUUUAAGUGCAAGCUCUGCCCAAAAGCCUUUGCUCUGAGUUCAGUUCUGAUAAUGCAUAACCAAACACACUGGUGAAAAGCCAUUUGAGUAUAAGCUUUGUCCAAAAGUCUUUGCUCGGAAUUCAGAUCUGAGAAUCCACAACUGGACACAGUGGCAAACGGGCAUUUAAGUGCAAGCUUCGCCCAAAAGCCUUUUCUCUCAAUUCAGAUCUGAGAAGGUAUAACCAAGCACACUGGUGAAAAGCCAUUUAAGUGCAGGCUUUGUCUAAAAGCCUCUGCUUGGAAUGCAGGUCUGAGAAUGCAUAACCACACACAUACUUUGGAAAAGCCAUUUAAGUGCAAACUUUGUCCAAAAGCCUUUGUUUGGAAUUCAGAUCUGAGAAUGCAUAACCAAACACACAGUUGUGAAAAGCCAUUUAAGUGCAAGCUUUGCCCCCAAGCCUGGGCUCGGAAUGCAGAUCUGAAAGUUUGUAAUCAAACACAUGCUGCUGAAAAGUCAUUUAAGUGCAAGCUUUGCUCAAAAUCAUUUGCUCUGAAUUCAUUCCUGAAAAAGCAUACCUCAAUACAUGCUGGUGAGAAGCCAUUUAAGUGCAAGAUUUGUCCAAAAGCCUUUACUUUCCAUUCAACAACUUCAGUGUUGGCGUCGCUUGCCUGCAAUAAAGCGGAGCCUCCUCUGUGGACGGGGCUGGGGGACCUCUCUCAACGGAGCAACUGUCGACACCGAGUGGGAAAAGGUCGCUUCUGUGUUCGGCACAUUGUGAGACCUUGGAAGUUUUGACGAGACUCGGUGCAAGGUCGAGCCCGAGGUUGUAUUUCAUUUUCUCCAAACAAAGCGAGGGGUGACCUUGCAAAGUACAGCCUGCUUGGCUGCCUUGCUUGCUGACCAUUUCCUGUUUGGAAGCCUAUGACUAAUCGAAACAGGUGACAAGCUAGGCUGCCAAAUGGAUUGCGUGCUCGGCGAAAGUGGAAUGUGAUUUCAGACUCGAGCUUGCAUCAAGCAUCGUCGGAACUGCCAAGGGCUCGCAGCAUGCCAGAGGCCGAAGCGACCAUUUCUCGCUAAGCAUAGACCGGUGCUCCUUCGGCACCCUGCUGCUCCGGUUCAAGAGCUCCCCAAGCCUGGCCCGUGAAAGAAACUUUGCCAAUUUGCAGGCCAGUGACAUCAACACUCGCGGCCUGUAUCAUACGUUUGGUUCCUACGAUUGUACAGUCUCAUCUAUUUUCUCCUGCUCACGUUACAGCUGAUGCAGUAUAGCAGAUGCAGAGCUCCAAAGUAUAUGACACUCCAUUGUAAACUACAUGCUUGUGAUGUGGUGAGAGGUUAAGAGUGCUUGAAACAUUUGCAGAAAGGAUUAACAAGCAUCCUACUGGUGUGUGUUCGUGGAUCACUACAGAGUGAUACUCGUUAAGGUACCCCAUCCACCAGUCCGAUUCACAUGAAGACGUCGCCGAGUCGUCGUCCCUUCUCCUGGGUGAAGACAUUGCUCGUCUUACGAACACGAAUUGGCAAGAGCUUGAAAAACGCGCAAACGUCGCCGUGGAGGCGAUUGCCAGGAAGACUUUUGGGUCAUCGGGGAAACAAAAUUAAAUGCAUCACCUCCCGCCUCCUCCCUCCCUUAGUGUAAGAAAGGAGGUUAGUUGGAUCGGAUCUCUGCGAGGGCGACCAAAGAUUUUUCGCUCCUACUCACCUUAAAGGGGUCAUGAAACGCUUUUCCAACUUUUUCCUGUUUAGCUUUCCUCCUCAACUCAUAAAUCGCGCAUUCCACCAAACAGUUAUAGGAGACGAAAAUGGGGAGUCCCCUCUUGCUCGCACUCUCGUUUGUAUAAUCCGGACACAUCCAUUCUCCCCCUAGAAGAUUAGCCCGUCGCUCAAAAUUCAAACAAAAGUUGCUUUCCCCACCCCGUUCAUUCCGAAGCUGACAGUGCUGUUGAAGCUACGUGCUCAUUGGGCCAGCCACACUUGCCACGUGAGCGUGGCAAAUGUGGCUGCAGAGAAUGAAGUCAGGUGAUGAAACGGAGGCGGCUGAUUGGUCCGGCAAGCGCGUAGCUUCCACCACAAUGUCAGCUUAAGGGUGAAGGGAAUAAGUGAGGUCCGGUUGCGUGUGACGUCAGUUUGGACCCGUUGACGCGCUUUUGGGACCGCGGAUGUAUCACAGUGAAAAGGCAGAGAGGUUGCGAAGGGGAGGAGGUACGAAAUAGUCCACUCUGUUUUCAAAUUUUCGCACUGAAAGUCAGGCUUUUGCCUUUCUACCUUUUUACUUUUGGUCCACUGAACGAUGUGCUAUUAGUAAAAUCCCAAUCUAAAAUGAUUUAUCCCAACCCAAAAAUCGUUUCAUGGGCCCUUUAAGAACACUUCGGUGUAGGUAGAGCUUUAUUGGGGGUGCCUUCAAAUUGUCAGAAAGGGUGCCAGGAAUGCUGCUGGAAGCUGCCGUAUGCACGGUUCGGUCGGGGGAAAAAAAGCAGUUUUUCGGCUCUUUUGAAAUGCAACGAUCAUCAACGAGAAGAAUACAUCGCCGGCAAAGAUCCGGGUGCAGAUUCGGUGUUGAAGAGUGCAUGUGCACCUAUUAUCAAUUGCUCCUUUAUGGAGGCUCUGCUGCUGUGCUCUUUUCUGGGAUGGUGCGUUAUCAGGUGUAAACCUUCUUUGUUUCGUCUCGACUAGAAAAUCUCUGUGGCGGUGUCAUAACCACCUCUGAUGUCGGCUGUGUUGGGUGUAUUUUUGUUGACGCUGUAGAAGUCGGAAGGCAUUAUAUCCUUUCGCCUGACCGAAGGAUUUAUUCGCGUGUUUGCAGUUUAAAACAUAUUUGUAACCAUCUAAGGUGCCGAGGAUACUAAUAGCUGCAUAUGAGUAAUGCCAGCGUUUAGUUUGUAUCUCGAUAAACAGAAAAUGCUGAAUGCGAUAGAUAUCUGGUCACUCAACAAUACCCUUUUUUCUUUGCAUGGUGUCCCCCUCUAAAAAGAUUGGUAGAAAACACAGUUUUCAUGCUUUUGCUUGUAAAAUCUUGUGAAUUUAAAGUGUCUGACAUUAAAAGUGCCCCAGUUGCUUCAAAUCUGCAGCGAGGUUGUUUUUUGCAAACUCUUUGUUGUUUGUCUCUGGUGAUGCCUGACGUUACAGCCGGUGAUGCCUGAUCACGGGCUGUAACCCGUGAUCACCGAGCCCGUGACUUUGUUUUCUUCCUCCGCAGCUUGGGUCGCUGGUGGUUCUGCUUCCUCAUUUUUCCUCCCACCUUUCUUUGCACGGCUUGUUUCAUUGCAGGGACAGGUUGCCGGAUAAACCGCUGCUUGGGUGUUGUUGACUAUUGCCACUACGCUAGACAGAACUUGCGAGGUGAGUCGCUUUGCAGAGGUUUCACAAAAAAUGAGCGGUCGCUUCUUCGACAUUUUCCUAGGUGGCUUGUUCUACACCGAGGACAAGUACUUCACACUGUUAAAAAAACUGACUUUUUUGUGCGUUCAGUAGUACUUUUUCUUCGUGCGGAGUGGGCUGAAAUAUUUUUUGCAAGCACAAUCACCGGGCUGAAGCUUGCGGUUGGAGUGGGGAAUUGCACUAUUUCAUAAUCCGAGGCGAUUGGGGUCCGCAGGUGUUUUAAAUAAGGUGACUUGCCGUGGCAAUGUGAAUCCAUCGGGCGCUCAUCGAUUCUUGAUCGGUAUCCAAGCGUGCGAAGGCACAGAGACGCAGCACUUGGGCGUGCGAAGGAAUCUUUGAUCAUGCCGCGAGACUGGCGAAACUUGCUUUCGACGACUUGUGCCUUUUUCCUGCAACACUGCGUUUCCGUAAAACUUUUUAUGUGUUCUCACAGCAAGUUUCACGGCUUGCACGGGUUUUAAAGAACUUCUUCGGCGAAUGAUGACAAACGAGUCCAAAACAUAUCUUCAGCACACUGCCGCCAACCUCCGUAACGCUCCAAAACCGCAAUUUUUUGGCAUGUAAGAUGGCCGUCUUGCAGGAGCAGGAAGCGCAAUCUAACAGUUGUUUUAGAGAUCAGUUGGUGGUCACAAUAUUUUGUUGCUCUGUGUUCUUGUUUGUGACAAUCAAUGUAGCCUUACCUGGUGCUAGUUGGUAACUGAAACUGCAAGUAAAAAUUAUUUCUAUUAAUAUUGCUCAUAUUACUAUUAUUAUUGUUGUUUUUCUGCACCUUGCAAAUACUGAAAAUAUGCCUGCUGCUGCGCACUGAUUAAAUGUUUAUAUU